CACGUGUUUUGUGACACAAACCGCAGAUUAUAACGGAUGGAAAAUUUUAACAAUGCUCCAAUCAAAUGGAUUCACUUUCUCUGCUGCUUGUUCCCAAAAAUCGCAAAGUAGAAUUCGAAGUUGAGGUUUUUAUUCAAGAAUUAGCAAAUGUUCCCUUAGUAACAGGUCUUUACUAUGUAAAAUUGAAAUUAAAAAAUGGAGAGAAGUCAAAUAGUAUGACUAGUCGAGCACCUAUUAAGGAUCAUUCUAUUUUUUGGAACUAUAAAUUAGAAAAUUUUGUACAAAUUGUCAUAGGGAAAGAUGGUGUUUUAAUGCCAUGUGAACUAAAUCUUAAAAUUAAACAAGAAUUAAAUGGAGGUAAAGAAAUAAAUAAUAUUGGAAAAUUAUCGUUAAAUCUUUCCGAAUAUGUUGGAUUAAAUGCAAUGACUCGAAGAUACUUGUUACAAGACAGUAAAAUCAAUUCGACACUUAAAUUAACAAUUAAUAUGAAACAAACUAUAGUAAAUUCUAGUAGUUAUAAAGUACCGCCCCUCAAAAAAACGCAAAUUUUUGGUGGAAUUGCAGGAGUAAUAUCAGAACAAAGUGAACGACAGGAUGAUGAAAGAUCACCUCGUGCUUUCAGAUCAAGCUUUAGUCCACAUCAUAUAAAGCGUUCUCGUUCGAAUUCCUCUCUUGGAUCGGCAUAUUACGCACAAGCAACCCAUGUUACUCCUAUCACUUCAUCGUUGGUGGCGAAUUCUUUUCUUCGUAAGGUUGGAGACAAGUCACCUACGGAUGUGGUUGAAGAAAUUUUUAUGGGAACAGCUGUAGUAAAUGUUGACGAGAAAGAAAAUGAUGUGUAAAAUCAUAUUGUAAAAGAAUAGACGAAAAGUAAACGUUUCAUAAUGAUGAACAAUAGUAUAUGCUUCAUUAAUAUACAUUCAGUACAAAUGCUGCUCAUUCUUCUUCUACAUUCUAACUCUUUCACUUAAUUCAACGCUUUAAUCCUCCUUUAUGCUCAUUUUAUUUUAUUAAAAUAUAUUUGGUCAUCUAUUUUACUAUAAUCGGUGUUCAGCGAUCUAUUUUUGAUCGACUGUCAAUUGUUUCAUGCAUUGAUUUACAUAUAGAUUGGUAAUAGUUAUAAAAUGUCACGGGUUAUACUAGUUACACUAAGUAAAUUCGAUUUUCUUUGAUUAAUAAUGUCUACCCUCCGAUGGUAAAUUGCUACCAAAAAUUUUCUAUUUGAAUUAGAUCAAUUAGAUCAAAUUUAAAUUUUUUAAUCAGAA
Molecule: messenger RNA, 1265 nt
Organism: Rhizophagus irregularis DAOM 181602=DAOM 197198
Lineage: Eukaryota; Fungi; Glomeromycota; Glomeromycetes; Glomerales; Glomeraceae
Source: RefSeq, a predicted model, not a curated record